Lethenteron reissneri (Far Eastern brook lamprey) is the source of this 3351-nucleotide messenger RNA. RefSeq names its product coiled-coil domain-containing protein 50-like. The record is from RefSeq and is a predicted model, not a curated record. Lineage: Eukaryota; Metazoa; Chordata; Hyperoartia; Petromyzontiformes; Petromyzontidae.
GGAAGUGACGCGGCUCUCGGCCCGGACGCGACGCGGCGCUUCCGGCCGCGCCCGAAGCAGAAGCAGCGACGAGAGCGGAGACGGCGGCGGCGGCAGCAGCAGCGGGAUGGCGGCCAUGGACGCGAGCGUGGACCAGGCGCACUUGCCGAAGGUGGAGGAAGUAAAGAAAGAAUUCUCUGUGCUGGAGGAUGGAGUACUUGCUCACCAUCUACAAAAGCAGGAGAUUGAGGAUCACUACGCCUCCAACGUGGUGAAGAGCCGCCUCGCGGCGGGCGACGUGCGUUUGGCGCGUCAGCUGCAGGAAGCGGAAGCGCAGCGGCAACGUCUAAAUCGGCUGACGAUCGAGGAGCGAGAUGCUCACGUUGCCAUGGAGCUACAGCAGCAGGAAGAGCGGGCGCGCGAGGAGGAGCGUCGGGAGCGAGAGCGGCAGGAUGCGAGGGUAGCGCGCAGGCUGCAGGAGGGGGAGCGUAGAGGUCGCCACGCAGACUCGGCCGCGCAUCCAUCCCCAGUACGAGACCAAGUGGGCUAUGUGGAAGAGGGGGUGGUGACUGAGGAGAUUGAGCUUGACGAUGCGGAGCUGGCAAGGAGACUGCAGCAGCAGGAGGAGCAGAGGGCAUGGAAGGCUCACCGGGCAGCCGAUGCGGGGCUCAGGGCUGCAGUAUUGGCUCAGGAUGAGGAAAUCGCCAAGUUUAUCCAAGAGAAGGAACUAAAGAGUCUCAAACAGAAAGAGAAGACAUCGGUGAGGGCGAGAGAGAAAGGAGAGAUGGAGAAAGAGAGACACAGAGACCCAAGAAAGGAGAGCGAGUGGGUGCGGGAGAGGGAAGCGGGGAGGGAGAGACAAGAGUGGGAACGAGAGAAGGAGGAGCGAGCAAGGGGGGAGAGACACGGUGACCCGCGUAAAGAGAUCGAAUGGCAAAGGGAGAGAGAGGCGAGGAAGGAGAUUGACACUGGUGAGAGGAGAGAGCAGGAGAGGCUGAGAGACAGACACAGGGAUCUGAGUAAGGAGAGUGAUCAUGAGAGACAUAUGGAGGCACGGGGAUAUAGGGAGGGGGGGAGAGAGAUGCACGGGGAGAGAACCCCGGUAAGGGAGAGGAGAGAGCCUGUGUCUGUGAGGACUGCUGAUGAGAGAAGCGGUGGCGAUUCCCAGAGAAGACCGCCAAGGCCGCCUCCACCAAAGAACAUUGCGGAGGAGCUGGACCCGACAUUUGAUAAGCGACCAAUGAAGAGGCCGCCCCGCCCUGCCGCGCCCCCCUCGCACGACCGAACACAAGGCCAUCCUAUUGGCAGCCCACCCGCACACACAGCCAGCGAUGAACAUCACGUCAACCGGAGCUGGUCGAGAGAUGACACUCACGGGAGCCAGCCGGUGGAACCAGAAGGGGCAGCUGCCUGGGAUGCAAGAGAUCAAGGGCCGAGGUGGGAGAGAGGAGGGAGAGUGCUGACAGGAGAGGGUGAAGACCGAAGUCGGAGCAAGAAAGAAAACUGCAAGCAGCAGUGAGAGGCCUCCGAGUUUCCCACGCUCAGCAAAGUGAACACCAUAGUGCUCAGCUUUACCAGCAGUAUUACUCGUGUGCAUAGUGUGUGUGUGAUCAACAACGUCUUGUUUAUAUUUCUAGUGAAUGUUCUGUGCAGCAAGUGCAUUGAACCAUCGCGAGCUGUGCCACAAUUGGUCGCACCGUCCCUCGUGCCGGCGCUUGAUUGGCACGGCAGUGUUACGUGUUCUGUGUUCAGUGGACCACACCUUUGCCAGUGUGUAAGUGUGGCGUGCGCGCAUUUGACCAGCAUUCCCAUUGUGUGGACACCCGCACAGGGAUGGCCAGUGUCUUAUCUGUGAUGUCAGUUUUUCUUGCCUUAUUUUUUACGCUUUAAUAGGAUAUUGUACCGAUUGUAAAAUAACGAUGCCUUUUAUUUUUAGACACCAUAACAGCCAAAAUAUCAUGCGCUUUUUUCAACGAGCUUGUGAUCGGUGUUUUUUGUGUGUGUUCAGAAGCGAGUGUCAAGCAGAGGGGAUGCAUUUCUUGUGGUUGGGCUGUGUGGUGUGGAAUCAUUUUGGGAUGGGUAUCCCAAUGCUGACAUCGUAAAUCAGUCAUUAGCAGAGAGCACGUCAAAGCUUGGCGAUACAGUAUAUAAGAGCAAACUCUUUAUUUUAUUUAACCUGGGAAGGACGCAGGAAACCGGGAUGAAUUGAAUUUUCAAGAGUGACCUGGGCCACCAAAAUGACAAGUAACAGCAUAAAACACGAAGUACAGCAAUGAAGCAAAUAUAAAUUGGUGAAAAAACAACCUUUACAGAAAUUGAAAGUGCCAAAACAUAAAUCAUUAAAUUAUUGAAUGUAUGCCAUUGCACUUGAUGAUUCUCCUUUAAGGCCCAAACUAAGUCUAUGGGCAUUAUUGUCAGGUAAGAGAUUUAGUAAUUCAACAAAAAAGCACUGGACUUUGAGAAGGCAGGAACUUCUCCACAGGCCAAUACGAAGACGGCACUGCGCGCCACUUUUCACUGGAACGUGCAUUAAAGUCCGCCAUUCCUUUUUCGUGGCAUGACCUCUAUGUAGUAUGCAUGAUGAACUUAUUUCGCACCGUAUGUAGCGAACUGCUAGUUGGACCUUUUUAAUAGAUAUCGGUGUUUUACACAAGCUAGUUGUAUAUCCAAACUUGAUAUGAAGCUUUCGUGACUGCAGGAAUUACUCUUUGGUUCUUCCGGUAAAGUCGCGUAGAAGGAAAAGAAAUGAAAUACUAGAAUACGACAUUUCGAUUGCAACACAAGCAACCAUCAUCAAGUAGUUUUUUUUUUCUAAGUUUGUUUUCUCAAACGGCCUAUUUCUCUCUCUAAAAUUGUAUUUAAUUUAUUUUCUUUCUACGUGACUUUACCAAAAGAACCAAAGAGUAAUUCCUGCAGUCACGAAAGCUUCAUAUCAAGUUUGAACCACCUCUACGGGGAGGAUGUACGUUUUUUUCUCUCUCUCUGUCAAAUUUCACACUUUAAAUUUUAGCAAUCUUUGGAGAUCGUAAUCAACCAGGCUAUGCGUUAACUGUGUGCUAGCCGACUCUCUGUUGCAUUGCAUUACAUUUCCCCAAAAUUUGCUAAAUUUAGUUUUCUCAAACUGCCUAUUUCUCUCAAAAAUUUACAAGACUCUCAUAGGGUCAUUCGAUCUUUCUCUCCUGAGGUCGCUUCAGGGUGGAUUCAUUGACAUACUAAUUUCUCUGCUCCAGCAGCUGCCCCAGCAGACCCACCUCUCUCUGCCCCCCCCCCCCUCUAUUUAAGGCCUCGACACAGAGGCAUUGGGUCUCUGUGUGUCUAUGUUGUGUCUCUCUCUGCUUGUGUCUGUCUCCGUGUCUGUUUUGUCUCUCUCUC